AUGACCUUGGCCCAUCCCCUGAGCCCUGGAUCCGACAGACAUCAUAUCAGGAUCCUGCAGGCCAGACAAUUAGAUUCAGACUCCAACUCGACUAUCGCGACUACGUCGUCUACAUCAGCUCAAGAUCAAUCGUCCUCGGUCACAUCAACCUCCUCAGCCUCCAUUACGGUCUCAGACAUUACGUCUAGCAUCUCAAGCUCGACAACCUUGUCGUCGGUCAUCACAACGACAUCUUCAACCACCAGUAGCAUAGCUGCCUCUACGCCUACUACCUCAUCUAGCACCGGGGAUCUUGACACGCUUCCGAGCCAAAAUGAAGUGUCAGCCGCCGAACCUACACCCAGUGCUGUGGAGACAACAUCCUCUACCAUCGCUGUCACCUCGACAUCCUCCGCUGCGCCGACAACGCUCAACGACUUUACGCGCACGGUCGUCCAUACUAACCCAGCUUCCGUUUCCGUUAAGACCAUGUUGAGCACCGCUCCUGGGCCUGCUCCUACCACUCAGAGCGACAACGCAGAGACCAACGAUAACAUUGGAGGAUUGCCUAGGACGACCUUUAUCAUCAUCAUUGUGGUCGCUUCCGUUCUAGUUCUCGUUGCUCUGGCCUGGACAGCCUUCAGAAAGUGGAAGUUGCGACCUAGUCGACGAUUCGAUUCCAAGAUGGCUCCUGUAGACUUUAGUCCGAAUGGUCUGGGAGGCAAUGACGACUUCCUGGAAAAGACACUUCAUCGUAGCGCCUCGUCUUCUUCUCUAGAUCGUCAACGUCAACAAUUUAUCGCCGAUCUGGACAGAGACGGACCGGACUAUGUGGAGGGUGUGCCCCAACAUGAUUUCACUGCGGGAGCCUCUGGAAUGCAAUACGAUAGCAACAUGUACAACCAUGAUCCUUUCGCUCAUUCCGCAGCGUACGACUACGACACGUCUUACUAUCAUCAAGCUCAUCAACCCAUAGCACCCCUGCCUCCCGCGGCCGUAGCAGAGUACGGUUCACACGAUUACCCUACCCAGGAUCCUGGAGAGGGAUACAGUGAUCUGCACAGAGGUAACUCUGGGAGCAGCCACGGUAGCCAUCACGGAAGUCAAGGGAGCGGUCGUCAACAGGCUGUCAGACCAUCGGACUUUCCAACGCCUGGUCAGUAUUUGGGUAGACCAACAGAAGGAGACGGGCCCUAUGCUCAGGCUUCAUACUAUGGUCGAUUCUGA
This is a messenger RNA of Kockovaella imperatae, 1206 nucleotides long. RefSeq lists its product as hypothetical. The transcript has 3 exons. NCBI's taxonomy places the organism in Eukaryota, Fungi, Basidiomycota, Tremellomycetes, Tremellales, Cuniculitremaceae. The coding region runs from base 1 to 1206 and encodes 401 amino acids. The record is from RefSeq and is a predicted model, not a curated record.